GAAUGUUUUUUUCUACAGGGUCAAGUCAUGAACAUUGAGGCAGGGUGAGGGAGACAUGGCCCUUUUCAAUCCAAACUCUGUACAGGUUGUUUCUCUUGAGUUCAGAGGCACUCAUCAACAAGAAGUCAGGGUGGGGGAUGGGUGGCAUUAAACAGUGCACUGGCUAACUCAGGGUGGGGGAUGGGUGGCAUUAAACAGUGGACUGGCUAACUCUGAAACCUCUGCUGCAUUCAAGGAAAUUGUGUAACUACCAGUACACUAGUUACACUCAACAUCAAAUCUGAACCCUGUCUUUUUAAAUAUAAAUUUCACACUGUGUUAAAAAGUGCAUAACAAUUUCCUUAAAAGCCAUUACAUUAGCAAUUUUUUGAAAGAAAUAUCUUUAAUCUAUUAAAACAUGGAGAUCUGCACGCAGUUCUCAACUUUCCCAGUGCUCCUGAAAGCAACAUCAGUACACUCAACAAGGGGAUUCACGCAGCUGCAGAGCAUCGGAGAAGCAGAUGGAAACUGUUUCAGUGUUUGGAACCAGAAAAAAGUCUGCAACUAAACCAGAUAAUGAGCAGAAGGAAGAAGAACAGGAAGAGAUAAUGGAGCUUUCUGCUUCAGAUGACUUUCUCUCAGACUCCAGCCAUGAUUUGGACAGUGAUUAUAUUCCAUUAGCUCCUCCUUCCUCAGAGAAUGAACUAACCUCUUCACAGUCUAAGCUCAUGAAGACACAUGAUGCAUUAAAAAACCCUGGCAAAACCUCUCUCAGCCAAAGCUAUGUUCAUGAACAGAAGACACUGAUGGACAGUGGUAAAAGUAACGAAGCUCUGGACAUGGAUUGCAAUAAAGAUACUGAGGAAGAAAAUCCGGAGGAAUAUGAAGAUGAUGAAGGUAGGUCAUGUGUUACCGUUAAAACUUGCACUAAAGGAGACAAAAGAAAGUAUGACAAAAGGCAGUAUUGUGUUUACUGUCAAAAACCACUUAGCAAAAUGGCACGACAUUUGAUCCGUAAACAUGGCAAUGAAAAAGUUGCCCAAGCAACAUGUCUGCCAAAAAAUUCAAAGAAACAGCAGCAAAUAUUUGAGCUACUGCGCAGGAAGGGGAAUUACUACCACAAUGUUAAAGUGCUGCAGGAAGGAAAGGGUGAGAUAGUGACCUACAGAAGGCCAACAGAACAAGUAGAGGCAGAAAAUUAAUUACCACGCAACCUUUGUUUUGGAUUCUGUUCUAAAGUCGACCUGUGAAGACACGCAAAGCAGUGUCAAAAAGUUACAGGACAUUCGGACAAUUCCCAAAAGAAGCGCAGAGUUCAGUCUGCUGCAGUGGCUCUUCUGCCAUCCAGAGGACACUGCUCACGAAGAUGUUCCAACAUCCUCAGCAGGUUGAUGGUUGAUGAAGUGUCAGCUCAGGUCAAAAAUGACCCACUCAUCUGUGAACUGGGAGAAUGACUCCUUGAGAAGUAAGGAGGAGAUAAAUCCAGAGAUGGCCAUGUCAGCCAGAAGGAAAGAGUGGUUGGGAGAUUUGUUUUGGCAGCUAAAUCUUAGGACUGCAAAAUCAACAGACUUGAAGACAUCCUGGUACCACCCAAAUUUUCAUUAGCUGUGGCAGCAGCAAAUAAAGCAUCUGGUUUUACCAAACACAAGUACAGAUACGCAACACCAUCACUUGCAGUUAAGUUGGGACAUUCUCUGAAGGCAGCACGUGAGGUUCUGAUUGGACGGCACAUACAGGCUGAAGAUGAAUCAGCUACAACCAGAGUAAAGAACUUCUCAUCACACUUGGCUUCAGAGUGGAACAUCUUUGUAUGCCACUGUGCAAGAACAAACUUGGAAGAGGAAAAAUGGAACAAGAAAGAAAUGAUCCCACUGACAGAAGAUCUGAUGAAGCUUCAUAAAGUGCUGAAGGCUUCAGAGGAGGAAGCAAAGCAGAAACUAUUGGAAGGACCAAACCCCAUGGCUUACAAGACACUCAGUGAAAGUCUUCUCACACAGAUCAUUCUGUUUAACAGACGGCGGCAGGACGAGGCAUCAAAAAUACCUCUGCUGACCUACAGAGACAGACUGUCUGAAGAACCAAAUGAGGAUAUGAUGAAGUAACUCUCAAAAUUGGAACAGGAUCUGAGUCACAAGUUAACGAGGCUGGUGGUCCGAGGUAAAAGGGGUCAAAAAGUGCCAGUGCUACUUACAAGUGAGAUGACAGUCUAUAGAUUUUCUCAUUGCCCAGAGGAGUAAGGAAAAUGAAAUUUUGGAGAGCAAUAAAUACGUCUUUGCGAGACAAAAAUCAGACUGUCAUAUUCGAGGUUUAGACUCUUUAAGGAAGUUUUCAUCUAAAAGUGGGGCAAGAAGACCGAAGACCCUCACAUCCACUCAGCUGAGGAAGCAUGUGGCCACUCAGAUAAUGAACCUGAAAGACAAUGAAUUGGAUCAGCUGGCUAAGUUCAUGGGGCACGAUAUUCGUGUACAUCGUGAAUACUACAGGCUAACAGAAAACACACUUCAGCUGGCCAAAGUCAGCAAGCUCCUGAUGGCAAUGGAGCUGGGAACAGAAAUGUACAAGGGCAAAUCUCUGGAUGAGAUUGAUAUGAGCUUAGAAAGUGAGCAUAUUUUAGAUGACUUAUUUGAAAUUCAACUAAAUUAAAGCAUAAAAUUAGAACCUUCUGUUUUUAUUUUAACAGUUGAUUUGCCUGGAAAAGAACCUACACACGCACCACUAGUCAGUCUAAGUGAUUACGAAGUCCAACCUGAGGAUGCUUCUGAGCAGGCUGAUGAUUCAGAUGGUACAAGAUAACAUGAUGACCAUGUGUUCAGUCACAUUUCAAAUGAAUAGUCAAUAGUUUGAGAUACUAUUUCAAAUUGUGUAUAUGUGGCAGAAAUAUAGUGCCACAGAGAAAAAAAUUAUUUGUAUUUUUCUUAUGUUCUUUCUGUGUUUCUUUUCGAGUUCCAUUUUUCUGAUCUUAUCUCAUACAGAGUAGCAAAGUUUCUGUUUUACCUUAUGUUGCUGACAGUUUUGGGUACUUCCUGUCACCUUCGGGAAGUAGCUGAAACUGUCAGCAAAAUAAGCUAAAAACAGAAACUGUGCUACUCUGUGUAUGAUAAGAACAGAAAAAUGGAACUAAACAAUUUGUAGAAUUGAAAACAUUUUUUGCUUAGUGACCAACUGUAACAGUUCUCGUUGAUCUUCAGUU
Messenger RNA from Nothobranchius furzeri (turquoise killifish), 3169 nucleotides. RefSeq lists its product as uncharacterized. The record is from RefSeq and is a predicted model, not a curated record. Lineage: Eukaryota; Metazoa; Chordata; Actinopteri; Cyprinodontiformes; Nothobranchiidae.